AUGCUCUCCACGGUUCCACAUCAAAUCAUCACUCAGCAAGCGGAGAACACCACUGCAACUUGGCCUGUCGUCCCCACUGCAUUGAUAUGGGCGAGACAAGAGGCCUUACAAGCGAAGCAGACAGCCACUCAGCCAGCUCACCAAUCCACUCAGUCAUCCACUCAGCCAGCCACUCAGCCAGAGCACUCAGUCAAGCAAGAGGAGGAACAAUCCAGUACGGAGAAUAUUACGGAGACAGUCAGCAGCAGCAGUGACACAACAGCUCUGCUCUCCACGAUCUUAUACCAGUCCACUCAGUCAAUGUAA
This is a messenger RNA of Letharia columbiana, 306 nucleotides long. RefSeq lists its product as uncharacterized. Lineage: Eukaryota; Fungi; Ascomycota; Lecanoromycetes; Lecanorales; Parmeliaceae. The transcript has a single exon. Bases 1 to 306 code for a protein of 101 amino acids. The record is from RefSeq and is a predicted model, not a curated record.